AUGAUCGACAGUUUAUGGACACGAAUUAAUUCAAUGGCUAUUCUCUGUCGACAUGAGCUGAGGCAGCGUCUGAUGCACGACACCGAUCGGUUCGCAGCAGCCGUUCCGCACACUUCCCGGUCUAGAAGGGAGGGAGAGAUCGAUGGCAUAGAUUACCAUUUCAUUAGUCGACAACAGUUUGAACAAGAUAUCAAAGACUGCCGUUUCGUAGAGCACGGAGAGUACGAACGUAACUAUUACGGCACCUCAUUGUCCGCCAUCGAGACUGUGGUCCAGUCGGGAAAGAUAUGUGUCCUCAAUCUUCACGUCCAUUCCAUACCAUUGCUCAGACAGGGACAGGCGGGCGCUAAACUGAAGCCAUACUUCGUGUUCGUAACGCCUCCGCCACAGAUUGAGAAACUGAAUCGCUUGAUGACAAUGACGGCCAGUAAUCCGCAACAGCAUUACGACACCAACAGUUCCACCGCAACAGACCUCCAGUCCAUUAUAGAUGAGGCGCGCGAUAUUGAGGCCCGAUAUGGACACUACUUCGACAUGAUUUUGUCCAUCACUGACAUCGAGAGAGCUUAUCAGGAGUUACUUCGGGAGAUUAACGCAUUGGAAAGGGAACCCCAAUGGAUACCAUCGGUGUGGUUGAGGUAGUGUUGGUCCCACAACUCCUUAAUGACAAUUAGUAUUAUUAUAAUUAUUAUUGAAAUACAUUUUUGUAUAAAUUCUUAACACAAUGUUUACACAAAUUCUAUAAUUCAUUUGUUAAUACAUUUCUCUAUUUGUUUAAAAAUCAACUCAUCGUCUAAUUUAAGAAAUUCCUAAAUGUAUUGUAUAUUUAAUACAUGAAACGCUAAAAAGAAAUUUAUUUAAAAAUUAAAAAAAGAAUUAUUUUCCAUAA
Messenger RNA from Medioppia subpectinata, 889 nucleotides. Lineage: Eukaryota; Metazoa; Arthropoda; Arachnida; Sarcoptiformes; Oppiidae. The record is from the annotation of a GenBank genome assembly.